Messenger RNA from Plasmopara halstedii, 1557 nucleotides. RefSeq lists its product as uncharacterized. The coding region runs from base 1 to 1557 and encodes 518 amino acids. The record is from RefSeq and is a predicted model, not a curated record. The transcript has a single exon. NCBI's taxonomy places the organism in Eukaryota, Oomycota, Peronosporomycetes, Peronosporales, Peronosporaceae.
AUGGGGUGCAGCCAGUCCAAAUCCAUCGACGUUGAAAUUCCAGUCGCUACUGUCAGUGUGAAGACUACAGAGUCAAAAGCUGUAGUCAAUGAAGAACCCAAAGUUUCUGAGAAUCAACUGAAAAUGGAGGAAGAAGAUCAUCUGGAUGAAGCACCAAAAACGCUUGAGCCUGUCUCACUUGGAAGAAACAAAAUGACGCCUGCUACAAAGGAACAGACACCCAAUUCGUCCGCUGUCGACGUUCCCGAUAGUGUACGCGCCAACUUUUCAUCAUUCAGUAUUUCAUUUAUUGAUCCGACGGUGAGUGCACCAACAAGUGUCUCGACAGAGCCCAAUGUGGCGUCCAUGAGGGUGGCAGUGAUCUCUGAAACGGAGUCGAUAUUUGACACUCAAUCUGCAUCAAUGGAAGUGAAGAACGUCGAAUCAAAAGAGAAUGUGGAAAAGUCUAGUGUUGAUGAAAUUGCUGUCGACAGUGUCAUUUUUGAGCCGAUUGUUGAAAAGGAUGUCGAGGUAGAAAUGGAUGUGGAGAAGACUGUUGAACUUAAUGUUGAAAAGAUUGAUGAGUCGGAGGUGAAGGAGAAUUUCACCGAGAAAGUCGAAGAGACUGACGCUGUUGAAGAAAAGAUUGCAAACGAAAUUGUUGAAAGUAUAUGCGAGAAUGAAUCCAUGAAGACUGAAGAUGUUAAUAUCCCACCUAUCGUUGUGGAGGAUGAAUCAGCUUUGAAGGUGAAUGAGGUUGUCGACGCGAUUAAAGAGGAAACAGCGACGAGCGAGCCAUGCAAUUAUAUCUUAAAAGCUGAGGAUUCCGAUCUGGUGACAACUGAGGUGGCUGAGAAGCCAGCGCCAAAUAAUGGCGAGGAUGUCACGAUGGUGAAGGCUUCUGCUGCAUUGGAUUUCGUUGAAGACGUUGGAGAGGAGGCGGCGGUCGACGUAGAGACUGAUUCCAUUCCUACUGACAUUAUCGCAGUAGAAGAAAAUGCUGUUACGAUCGAAGAGAGUGCGGAGAAUGCUAAUUCUUUUGUGAACGAGGCUGUUGAGCAAUCAGCUGAAAAAGAGAUUGUUGAACAAAUCAUUGCGGCGAUUGUGAAAGAGCAGGUCGACGCGGCUAUUUUGAAGGCAACAGAACAACAUCUUAACGUGAAGACUGUUGUGGCCGUGGAAAAGACUGAGCUCAAAGUGGAACAGGCAGAGAAGGAGGCAAUUGUUGACGAUAAAAGUGAGCAGGUCGGGAGUGCAGAGAAUAAAGACUUAGCCGAACUCACACUUGUUGAGCAGAAGGAUUCGGACAUCGAUGAAGAAAUCACUGAGUCGAUUGCAGAAUCUUUGAAGGAGGCUAUUUCCACUGACAACCAUACCGAAGUGGCAACGGUGUCGACUUCUACGGAAGAAAACGAAUCUGAUUGUAGCACAUUGUCGGGAGACGAGGCUGAGAUAAAGCAACGUCACGAUGCUGAAGUAUCUACGAUUCUAAGCGUUGUAAAUACAAAGAAAUCGAUGGAGCGGGAGGAAAAGGAGAUUGCGGCUAGUAUCACACCAACGACGUCGAACGAAAUCUGA